Caenorhabditis sp. 36 PRJEB53466 is the source of this 953-nucleotide messenger RNA. Lineage: Eukaryota; Metazoa; Nematoda; Chromadorea; Rhabditida; Rhabditidae. The record is from the annotation of a GenBank genome assembly.
AUGUCAAAUUGGAUUUGGCCAAUAGAAGCGCUGAAGGUGCCGCUCAAAAAAAUCGAUAAUCGCAAAGAAUUGUAUUAUUCAGGCAACUCCGUCCAUCAAAGCGGGGUUGACGAAGGAGCAAGAGCUGCAGUAUCGUCGAGAAGGAAUAAAAUUGAUUUCUGAAAUAGGAUCCGCGUUAAAAUGGUACGAUUUUACUCAGUAAUCGAUCAGGUUGUAGAAAAGAAAAAGAACCGUUUCAGCAAAGCCAAUCCAACAAUUGCUGUCGCCUCCGUCUACUUUCACAGGUUCUAUAUGCUCCAGAGCUUUCAAUCAUUUCCCAGAGAGGUAAUUAGUUAGUUUUUUUUUAAAAUCAUCUUCAAAAAUUGCAGAUUACAGCUAUCAGCUGUCUGUUUCUAGCUGGAAAAGUCGAAGAUUUUCCCAAAAAAUGCAAAGACGUGUGUCAGUCGGCAGUGGCCCGGUUCCCGGACAUUUAUGCAAAGUAUCCGAAUCUCGUGGAUGACGUGAUGGGGACCGAGCGAGUUCUCCUUCACAGUCUGAAGUUUGAUCUGCAAGUCGACUUGCCGUAUGACGCGCUGCUCGAGUACGGAAAAAUGUUCCCGUGCCUCAGUAAAGAACAAGUGAGAAAUAGUUUUCGGUAACUUUUCAGUCCAAUUAUCUAAUUACAGGUGACCGAUUCCGUCCAAAUAGCGUGGACAUUCCUGAACGAUAGUUUCAACACGACGCUAUGCAUCACGACGGAACCCCAAAUGAUCGCCAUCGCGCUGCUCCACCUCGCUUUCACCGUCAAAGGAUAUCAGCCGGUUCAGCAAGACAUGGAUGCGUGCUGGUGGUCCGUGGACGUGACGAACUGGCCGACGGAAGCAGUCGACAAGGCGUGUCACUUGGUCCUCGACUUUUACGCAGCCACAAAAAUUCAUCCUGUGCUUCAGAGCGGCCGGCUCGCUAACUAUUAA